Molecule: messenger RNA, 6462 nt
Organism: Paramuricea clavata
Lineage: Eukaryota; Metazoa; Cnidaria; Anthozoa; Malacalcyonacea; Plexauridae
Source: the annotation of a GenBank genome assembly
AUGGGUUGUUGCAGGAGUAGAAAUCAUCAUGCAGCAGACGAAGCAAGAACUACAUCGCGACUUUCUCGUUCCUCGAGCAAAGAAAGCAGAAAUAUCGUAAAAUUUGACGAAGAAGAUAUAUGUCAGGCUAGAGGAAGUGAGCGGCCUUCAAUUGACCGUGAUAGCAACUCGAAUGUAGAGUGUUUGGUUCUAGAAAUGCUUGAUGCAAUUCGCAAACUUACCGAAAGGUAGACAAAGGAAACUAUUAAUCUAUAUUUAAUUGAUUUUGUGACAAGUUAAACGGCUUUAUUUAUUUCCUAAAUAAAUAAUUUAUUGUGAAAUAAAUAAAGUGGUGUUUUAUUUACGGAAGUGGGAGCAGCAGACCGAGUCCGACACGUAAAUUUCAUUGAAUUUCUGAGGCCGGUUGUAUAAAAAAGUAAUUAAAGUUAACUAUAAAUUAGUGGAAACGUCAUCCAAUAAGAAGCGCGUAUUUGAGAGUUAAUCACUAUUUAACUACAAAAUAGUGAUUAAAAAAGUGAUCAAGAGUUUUAUACAACCAGCCCCUGGCAAUGUGGGUCACCUUGUACGCGCCAGCUCUGGGUUCGAAUCGCGGUUGCGCUAUUAUUUGUUAAUCUUUUUUUUAAACUUUUUUUCUUCCUAGUUUUUACCCUUUUCGGUUAAUAGGAUUAUGUCAGGUGUACGUUUAAUUCAGCCCUGUUCAAAUUCAAUCCAACGUUGGCCAACCAACAUUUUACUCAACAUAGUAAUGUCAAACAAGGCCAACAGUAUGUCAACUGGCCAACAUGUUGGCCUCGCUUGAAUGGGUCUUUAGUUUUCAGAACAGGCUCCAACUCAUGCUACUUUGCAGACGUCAUACCACAUGUUCUUCACAGGACAGCAUAUCAAUUGAAAGUGCCCGGGGAUGAGAAUGUUUUCAGAAUUAGCUCUAGGUUCAGUGUCGGACCUGUAUGUACAGUGUUCUUUUAAUAUCUCCAUGGCAUGCGAACCUUCAAAGAAUCAUUAAUGUUCUUCAUUUUUAAAGGGGGUAAGAUUUUGUCUAAAAAGGGGGGGGGCAAGCCUCCACCAAUAAUUUGGGACAGCCUUUAAAUUGUAGCUGAAUAUAAACCAUGUAAUAAAGCUCAAACAAAUGUUCAAUGAUAGAAACAUAAAUGUGCCCACUUCCCAAUAUUUUGCAAAGUGUUAGACACUGCCUGUUGACAAAUAGAUUUCAUCCAGUGAAUGUUAAACAAUUAGGACAAAAAAGAUAGGAAGACUACAUCUGUGUCAGGGUAGGGGGGUUAAAGUAAUUGGUGUGAAAUUAAGCUGUGGUACCCAGUAAGGUGUGGUCAGGUAAACCACAUUGACAGACCAUGCUCAUUCACACGAAAGCAUAUGUACCAAUUCUUACAAUCUACUUGAUAAAUGUGUUUUAGUAUAGAAGAGCCUCCUCCUUGCUUGAAAAGACUCCAUGAAAUUGCAGAAACAGGUAGGUAGAUGUAUUUGUUGAGAGAGAAAGUGAUCAGUAUGUAACAUUAACAGAUCGUGUGGAUAUUGGCCAGGGAUACUUCAAAUUUCUCACCCUUUUAUAUUCAAACUAGUGCAGGGUAAAAUUGGUUGGGCCCCCUUGCCUAGAAAUCCUGGCUACGUCACUGACCUGUAAGUUAUGUCCAUGGAGUCAAAACGAGUAAUUUUUCAAUUUCAGAAAAUGGAUGGCUAGAUAUAGUGCUGGCAUGUGUUAAAAUGAUACCUUUGGAAAAUGACCUUGGCCCAGCUGUUAUAUCAAUAUUGUUGGAAGAAUGCUCUUUAGCACCAAAGGUAACAAAACUUAUAAAAUAUGAACAUUUUUGUGCAGCAUACAAACACAUUGGCCUAAAUUAAGCUAGAGAUGCGAGCCAUCUGAUGGAAUUUUGGAAAAAAAUAUCCCAUCUGUGUAUAAAUGUAGCCAAGUGAACACACAAAUCAGGCUGUUCAAACAAAUUAAUUAUCAAACAAAAUAUCUUUUCUUUUCUGGGUUCACCCAAAUGGUUCAAUAGAAUAAUUGGGCACAAUACUUCCAAACAUGCUAUCGUGUCAUCCUAUUUUUAGGAUACAAUGUAUUCGCUGUUGUCAUAUUUGGGUCUCACAUCAGAGGAAACAUCAAAUUCUCCAGAAACUAAAAUUUCCAAUACAAGUACAGCACAAAGAAAUAUUGCCAUUGUGUUGGGAAGGUUGGCAGAAAAAUUGGCAGGUAAAAAAUUAUGGUUAGGGGGGUUCUCCAGGAUUACUGUUGGUGGUUUUCUCCCCCCCCCCCUCCCCUCUCUGUCAAACUAUAUUCUUGUCUUACUGCUGAAGAGAAUGGAAAAACUGUUCCUCAGAUCCUGAAUAAUUUAGCUUUUUCAAAUACCCUUCAAGAGUGCAUAAAAGCAAUGGAAAAUUUCACGAUACUGCAUACACCUUACCAGUACAAUCUCAAAUGACAGAAAAGUAUGAUAUAAUGAGGAAUGAUAUGUUUCUAAGAGGAAUUUCAGGUUCAAAAGCUAAAUAGCAUGAAAACAGUGUUCAAUUCAUGUGAAUAACGAACAAUUUUCGAAGUGUAGUCCUAUUAUCCCCGCACUGUUUACACCGGUGCCCCUACGUACGCUUUCCACAUGUACAUUCGAAAUGCGUCCAUUCUGAAGCAUUGUGAAAGUUGGAACGCAGCCAGAGAAUCGUAAAAUGAACGCACUGAAGAACGUUUUCCAGAGACGUUCCUGAUGCGUUUUCUGUUUCGGUUAUUUCUAGACAGUAAUCUGUAUAACACGUUUUCUAGGUCAUCAGAGCGUUUGGUUGAUGCGAGAGGAAGUUCUGCAGUUUCUACUGUCCAAAUUGGUAACAAUAAUAAUUUCUUUGAAACUGUAUUUUCCUGUCGCAAACAAGUUACACUUUACCAAAAACUUUGUAUUUUUCCAGACAUUAAAAGAACAUCCUUCUGUCGUCCUGUUUUCCAUAAUUACUCUCGAGAAGUUUGCAAAAACAAGUACGUUGGCGGACUUAGUCUUAGAAGAGACGGAAUUGCCGACUGAUCCGUUUAUGAGUCUAGGACUAUAGUAUAUGUGUAUAAAUAUGGCAUUAAACACUAUCAUGACAAAACAAAACUUCUUAGGCCUGUUUCAAACGUUGCGCUUUUUAUAUGCCGAACGCAUUAAAAACAAUAAAUAAUCAACUGAAAUGCCUCAUUCUCUAUUGUUUUCUAAUGCAUUUGGCACAUGAGAAGCUCGACGGUUUGAAACAGGGCCUUACUCGUCUUUAGCGGAUUUCUGCAACAAAACCGAUAUGGAAUGCUUUAUUUGCGUUAUUUCUUAGAUGAAAAUAAAGAAAAGAUAAAAUCUACAAAGAUAUCUGAGCAACUCGUGAAACUUGAAAAAACGUGGUUAAACAGUCACAAUGUUGUGGAACAUCAAGCUGGAUUUUGUGCGCAGUGGUGUCUCGAUAAUUCAUGUAAGAAUACAAAACUCAGCGCAAAAAGAUGUCGCGGACUCCUUGUCUUAAACUGUUAACCCUUGUUGCCAUAUGGUCGUAACUAUCGUCAGAGUACACACGUAAAAAUCUCACAACUUGUCAACAAGAUGUGCUUGCAACAGGCUUGUAGCAAGCUUGGCAACAAGUUGUAACAAUGUUGUUAUUUUAUCAAGUUGCUACAAGCUUGUCACUCACAACUUGCUGACAAGUUGUUGAAUUGCAGGACGAUAACAAGUUGUUGGAACAACUUGUAACAAGUCUGUUGAGCUAAGCAACCUUGUAGCAAGUUGUCAACAAGUCGUCGACAUUAUUGAGAGGCUAACGUACUCAGAUUUUAAUAUCCAAUACCUCAUUUUACACAUCUAAUACUCUGUUAUUUUUUUCUACAGUUCCUCUUAAGGUAAGCCACAGCAACUCUUAUUCCUAAUAUAUGUUUCGUACAAAUAGCGGUACACGAUAAAUUUGAAGAGCUACAACCAUCGAAUACAAAUUCUUAUCUCGCUUAAUGAAUUUUUUAUAGGACCGACCAUACAGCUACGAGAACUCGAAUCUGGAUGGCAUUAAUGCAAUGUUGAAUGUGAACGAUGUUAGCACGUAUCUUAAAAUAUCUCCACAUGGUUUGGAGGUAGGCCCUAAGAACUACAGUGAUUUAUAAACUAAACCAAUUACCAAGUUUACUGACCAAAAUGCACUUUACUUUAGAAUUAAUUCAAUACAUUUUUAGGCAAGGAGUGACGCGUGUUCGUUUGAAAGUGUCAGAUCAACGUAUUCUGUCACAUCAGGUAUGUUUAGCCUAAGGAAACUUACCAAACUAAGUAAGAGCUUUGUUGUGGAACAGUUGUUCCUUAGCAUCUUUGGCAAACCAGGAUGCCUUAUUUCCAAGCCGUUUCCCAAGGUGGACCAACUAGGAAACAUUGUUUAAAAAACAUUGUUUCGUAGCCAUGUUUCCCAAAGGUGGGCAAACUAUAGGAGACAUUGUUUUGUAGCUAUUGUUUCAUAGCCAUGUUUCCCGAAUGAAGAUAAACCAGGAAACGUUGUUUCCUAGCCAUGUUUUCCGAAGGUGGGCAAACUAGGAGACAUCGUCUCCUAACCAUGUUUUUCAAUGGAAGGUAAACCAGCAAACAUUAUUUCCUAGCCAUGUUUCCCAAAGGUGAGCGAACUAUAGGAGGCAUUCUUUCCUAGCCAUUGUUUUCCGAAGAUGGACAAACUUGGAAACAUUGUUUGUUAGCCAUGUUUUGCGAUGGUGGGCAAACUAGGGAAAGUGCCAAUGUUGUCCAACGGUAGGUACACCCAGGGACGCCGGAACUGGGGGGCAGGGGGGGGGGCGGCUGCCCCCCUUGCCUUUUGCUAGGGGGGGCAGAAGUGCCCUUUUAGUUGUAAAAUAAUACGUGAUAAAUCACAUUUCCAACGAUGCUUUUUGUAGGAAAAUCACGAGAUUCAGGUAAUUUAUAGUUUAUAAUUAUAAAAAUUUUGGGAAAUUUUUGGAAUUUAGAAAAAUAUUUUGAAGAAAUGGCGAAAAUUUAAGAUAUCCGGAAAAAUUUUUGGCUUCACGGAAAAUUUUUGUAUGUCCGGAAAAUUUUUUUGACCCCUAAAAUGGUACACUGACCGAAAUUUUUUUGGCGACGGGUGGGGGGGGGGGGUCGCCAAAAAAUUUUGCAGUGAAAAAAAAUUUUUCCGUAAAGGUGCCCUUGGUGUGCGUCCGACCCCCUUUGCCCUAUUAUCGUUCCGGCGUCCCUGGGUACACCAGAAAACAUUUGACUGCAUGUAACCAUAUGCUUAUAAAUUUGUAUAGGUACAUGGUACUAUGAAGUUAUUUUAUUGACCUCUGGAAUAAUGCAAAUUGGUUGGGCCACAAAAGAAAGUAAAUUUCUCAGCCAUGUAAGGACUCUAUCGAUUCAUGUAACAUUGAAGUUUCGGAUGACUUUCCAUACAGAUGCCCCAAAAUGAUAUCGCAUUCAAUACCUUUGGUACACAGAUUUACGAUAGCAUUAGAUUUGGAUCUGGACAAAAGAUUUUUCCUAGCCACUGAUCUAUAAAUGUCACUGAUAUGUGACAUACUAAGGGACUGCAGAGGAGACAGGAUUCGGAUAAGAGAUGGCGCAAGAAUAAGCGUAGGAUGAGGGAUUAGAAACAGGAUAGGAUUGUACAUAUUAGGAAUUAUGUUUUUAUAAUCUGAUCAAUCAUAUUUUUGUGCAAAGGAAGGGUAUGGUAUUGGUGAUGAUUGCCAUUCAAUAGCAUUUGAUGGUUGUCGACAGCUGCUAUGGUUUGAAGCAGAAAGUCAUCCAGUCUCGUGUACGAAAUGGAAGCCAGGUACAAUGCAUUCAAAAUAGAAUCUUCCGUGAAGGGUUCAAGUAGGACAGAGAUGUAUUUACUAGGGGCAGGGGCACAGAGUACUAAUCAUACACUAGAGGUCUCACUUCGCGAGAAAAACGUUCUUAGCAAGUACCCUAAAGAGAGGCAUUCACCCCCUGGAACAUUACAUUUCAAUAUGUUUUCAGGGGGUGACGGCCUCUCUUUAGGGCACUUGUUAAGAAAAUGGCGGACUGGGAAAAUCCCUUACGCUGAAAUUAAUAAGUGAGACCUCUGUAUGGUAUUUAUUCUGUGGCAGGGGUGUCAACCUUAGCAAUGGCUAAUGAUGCAAGGGAGUGUCUUACCAAAUCCAACAAUGUGUAUAUUGUGUCUUUAUGAUUUCUUUACAGACGAUGUGUUGGGGAUGUUACUAAACAUUGAAGAAGACAAGGUUGUAUUUUAUUUAAACGGAGAAGCCAUAGAAAGAUAUUUCCCAGCUAAAGACAGGUAAGUUUAUAUGAAUUAGGCGAGCUUGGGAGUUCAAUGAAACAUUUCAAUAAGAACUUGCUAGAAUCUAACAAACUACUUUCACAUAUUUAAUCUCCAGAUAUGAUGAAAAAUAUAUUUUCUCUAUUUAGAGGUGCAUUUUUUGCCGCCGCAAGUUUUAUGUCUUUCCAGCAUUGCAAGUUUAACUUUGGAGCCGAACCGUUCAAGUGA